AUAUAACGUACAUGGGUAACAAGAUCCGCAUAGGACUCAUGGGAGUUAGGAAUUAGAUGAUAGGACUCCAAGACUCUUUACUCCCCGUGAGUGAUAUGUGGUCAGGCAUGGGUAACAAGAUCCGCAUAACGCUGAUCAUCUUCCUCUCGUUGCAUUCCACAUCAGGUGCCCAAUCCGUCUGGGACAUCCUCUCCAUCGACCGGAUAUUCUUUCAUCGGAAGAUUCCAAGAGAUGAUAAUUCGUACUGCGAGAGCUGGAAGUUCACCGUCGAGACCAAUGACGCUCCCAGCUGGACCCUUGUCCCGGAGAGAUGCAAGGCUUUUGUGCAGGAUUACAUGACCGGUCCCAGGUACGCCUCGGAUUCAGAUGCCGUGGUGAACGCUUCUCUGGUGUUCAUGAAUAAAUUGGAGAUCUCUGGCGACGGGAAUGAUGCCUGGGUCUUCGAUAUUGAUGAGACAUUGCUGUCGAACGUUCCCUACUACAAUGCACAUGGGUUUGGGACAGAAAUUUUUAAUGAAAGCUCCUUUGAUGAAUGGGUGAAUUUGGCCGAAGCUCCUGCCAUACCUGCAUGUUUGAGGCUGUACAAAGAUUUACUCAAGCGGGGAUUCAAAAUUUUCUUGUUGACAGGUCGGAGUGAAUAUCAAAGGAAAUGUACAGAAAAGAAUCUUCAAUAUGCUGGAUAUAGCGAUUGGGAAAGACUCAUUCUGAGGGGGUCCUCUGAUCAAGGUACACUAGCCACUGUCUACAAAUCCCAGAAAAGAAAGGGAUUAGAGGAUGAAGGUUACCUAAUCCAUGGAAGCUUUGGAGAUCAAUGGAGUGACUUGAUGGGGUCCGCAUUAGCCAAGCGGUCUUUUAAACUCCCCAAUCCCAUGUACUACAUUGCCUGACUAUAAGUCUCCAAUGUUUCUUCUUUGAUUUUCCCCAAAAUGUUGUUUAGCAUCUCAUAAUUCAUGUCAUCUCUUGUCUUUUCAUUCGCAAGAGAGCAAAGAUUGUGUAAUCCACGUUUUUCCUUAAUUUGGCAGUUGCAUCUUUAUUUGUCUAUCAGGAUGAUUUGGGAAUAAUUCCUUUGACGUACAAGUGGUUUGGACUUCAGACUGUUUUGUCAAGCAGAAACUUUUCGGUUUACUCUUGUUCCUUGAUGUUUAUUUUUCAUAUGGAAAGGUUGUAUUUUAGUCCUUAAUGGAAGUGUUAAUAAGUGUUA
Cuscuta epithymum is the source of this 1201-nucleotide messenger RNA. The record is from the annotation of a GenBank genome assembly. NCBI's taxonomy places the organism in Eukaryota, Viridiplantae, Streptophyta, Magnoliopsida, Solanales, Convolvulaceae.